AUGGUCCGGACAUUCGGCGUCCUGGAGAAAGAUGUUGCUAAAUGGGUCGGCGUUCUCUCCGCUAUAUUCGCCAUCUCCCAAUGUAUCACUGCAGUUCCCUGGGGAAACCUAUCUGACAGAAUUGGCCGCAAACCCGUAAUAUUGACAUGUCUCAGCAUCACCAUGUUGUUUACCCUCAUGUUUGGGGUUUCUACGUCCUUGCCUAUGGCUAUAUUAGCGCGCGCUUGCCUUGGGUUGGGCAACGGAAACGUGGGAAUCAUUAGAACAGUUGUGGCAGAACUCGUACCCGAACGCGAACUUCAGCCUCGAGCCUUCAGUUUGAUGCCAUUGGUAUGGACGGUUGGAAGCAUUUUCGGGCCUGCAUUCGGUGGUGCCCUGGUAAAUCCAGUGGAAAAAUACCCAGAACUCUUUGGAAACAGCCGCUUCUUCAAGUCAUACCCGUUUGCCCUGCCAAAUAUCCUUUCGGGCAUUUUCUUUAUUGUUGGAAUUGUCACCGGAUUCUUAUUUUUGAGGGAAACCCUGGAAUCCAAAAAGAAUAAGCGUGACUCCGGCCUUAUUCUCGGCGACAUGCUGACGAACAUGUGUUGCGGAUGCGGGAGAAAACCAAUAAAGCAUCUUCGACAUGACGAUGACGAGUCAACUCCUCUCCUUCGUGAAAGCCGAACCCCAGCAGAGUCCACCGAUAAGGAACGGAAAAAGUCAAAUGUUCCUAUUAAGUGGACGGAAGUUUUAACGUUCCAGUCCGUCCUUGUCCUUAUGAUAUAUGCAUUUUUGGGACUUCACAGCGUUGCUUUCGACUCUGUGCUGCCGGUGUUUUUGAAUCAUCCUACGCAAAAUUUAGAGAAUAACCCUGAUGUUAACCUCCCCUUCAAGUUUACCUCGGGUUUUGGCAUAGAUUCACAAGCAAUUGGCAUACUCUUUACACUCAAUGGUAUAGUAGGGAUGAUUGUUCAAUUUUUCAUCUUCCCUCCAACCGCCAAACGAUUUGGCGUGCUACCAUGCUUUAAAGUGGCUGCUUUCAUAUUUCCCGUUCUAUACUUCCUCACGCCAUUCCUCGCUCUCUUCCCAACGGAUAGGUCUCGCCAGUUCGCCACGAUAAUCCUAAUGGCAGUCAAACUCAGUGCCGUGGUCUUUGCGUUCCCAUCCUCAAUCAUCUUACUUACAAAUUCAGCACCAAGUGUACGCGUUCUCGGAACCCUAAACGGGGUCGCAACUAGCGUUUCCGCUAUAGGUAGGGCUGUCGGUCCCGCUGCUUUAGGCGGAAUUUUCUCCAUUGGCGUUAGAGCAGGAUAUAUGAUCAUACCAUGGUGGACACUGGCAGUUAUUGCAGUUAUUAGUGCUCUCCCUGCCUUCUGGAUUGUCGAAACCGAUGGUUUCGCUGGCCACGACGAAGACAAAGAUAACGAGAGCGCCGGCGGUGUGAUGGUUGGUGACGCUGAGCAGGACAGCCCGCCUCUUCUUGAGGUAGGAAAUAUACGACCAGAGAACACAGCGGCCCCAAUUGAAGCCAGCGAAUCAAACGGUAAGACUACAAACGAUAGGUCCGUGCCUCCAACCGCUUAA
Molecule: messenger RNA, 1563 nt
Organism: Arthroderma uncinatum
Lineage: Eukaryota; Fungi; Ascomycota; Eurotiomycetes; Onygenales; Arthrodermataceae
Exons: 3
Coding region: 1-1563 (520 amino acids)
Biological process (GO): transmembrane transport
Molecular function (GO): transmembrane transporter activity
Source: RefSeq, a predicted model, not a curated record